AUGUUUGCGAUAAAAAUUAUUCCUAUGCUAAUUAUAAUUAUGCUUACUUCCGAAUCAAUUCUGAGUGAUGUAAUGCCACCAAGGGUAAAUUGCAUAAAUGAUUGUUGGAAAAUUGGAGAAAAUUGCAAACAGAAAUGUCAUCGGAAUUCUCAAGAAUUCAAAUGUAAAUCUAAUUGUCAAACUGAUAUAAGAAAAUGUCAACGUAGUUGUUAA
Molecule: messenger RNA, 213 nt
Organism: Schistosoma guineensis
Lineage: Eukaryota; Metazoa; Platyhelminthes; Trematoda; Strigeidida; Schistosomatidae
Source: the annotation of a GenBank genome assembly